CGAUCGUGCCAUGAAAUAGUUCGCAAACGCGGAGGAUGUGCUACGCUCGCUUGCUGCAGUCGGUGUACGGCGGUGCAUGUGUCGGCGCACUGCGGGCCCCCGAUUAACGCACGUUUUGAUAAACCGCAGUAACUAUUGCCUCGUAGCUGUCGUGGUGUGCGACCGGCGCGGGGCCGCCGCCGCGCGCGCCCUGCCCGCGCAGGUGAUGCUGCUGCACCUGCGCCCCGAGAUCGAGCCCCCGACCGACGACGCCUCCGACACGCGGCGCGCUAAUCGCACGUCCAGUUCGCAAAAUACUACAGACGAUAAUACGACCACUACAGAAGCGAGUAAAACGGAGAAACAUGACUUCCGAUCUCCGAAAAAGCAGCUGAUUCUGAGCGACGACUUCGAUGACGAAGCCGGGGCUACCGAAUCACUCUACGAGGACAUCGUGGACUCCAUCAGGCAGUACGACGAGGACGAGAGGACCAGAACGCAGUAUUACAACAGCACGUUCUAUCUUCUCGAAGCUUCCAUCGAGGACGACACCCCCGCGUGGAACCGCGUCGCCAUCCUCAAAACCUCCUCGAUGCUGGCGCUCGACUCGUCGAAGGAUUGGAUAACGAACGUGGCUAUAGACUACCUCAUCGGAGUCCAACGCUGGAGCGCUCUGCGGGGCUCGGAGCUGAUAGACAUAGAACUGCACAGAAACGAGGGCCACGACCUCCCAGCAGUCGGCAUCCUGUGCGUGGUGUGCACGUUGUUCGGGGUGGCGAUAGCGGCGGGCGCCCAGCUGGCGAGGAGGCUGGUGGCGAGACGGAAACCUCGAAGGCCUCGGGCUGCCCCGAUCCUGGCUCUGUCGGAGUUCCAGUUCCCGGCGGACGACCGCCGGCGCGUGGGCGAGGGGAUGGAGACGAUGCUGUCGUGGCUGCAGCAGCUCCACGACUUCGGCGGGCCGGAGACGGAGCGGCCGGACCUACUCAAGCGUCCCGAGGCCCUGGCGCCCUCCGCUCCUUCCUCCACUUGCAGCGUCACUCGCCUCGCGCCAGACAAUCGACCGAGAUACAAAGGAGAUCCUAUUCACAUGAAAUACUUACCGACGGCUGCGUUGGAGCUGCGAAGAAAAGCGACAGAUGUGCUACUGGUGAUGCAGAGUAUACGACAUGAAAAUCUUAAUCCCUUUAUAGGUUGUCUGCCCGAGGUGCGGCCGGCGCUGGUGUGGUCGGCGGGCGCGCGCGGCUCGCUGGAGGACGUGCUGGUGGCGGACGACAUCCGGCUGGACUGGACGUUCCGGCUGUCGCUGCUGACGGACCUGGUGCGCGGGAUGCGCCACCUGCACGCGUCGCCGCUGCGCCUUCACGCGCGCCUCACCUCGCGCAACUGCGUGGUGGACUCGCGGUGGGUGCUGCGCGUCACCGACUACGGCCUGCCCGCCUUCGCCCGCACGCAGGGCCUGCCCUACCCGCCGCGCUCCGCUAGAGAACUCCUGUGGACGGCGCCGGAGCUGCUGCGCGAGGCGAGCGGGCAGGCGGUGCCGAGCGGCACGCAGGCGGGGGACGUGUUCUCCUUCGCCAUCAUCAUGCAGGAGGUCAUCGUCCGCGGGGAGCCAUACUGCAUGCUCUCGCUCUCGCCUGAAGAAAUUAUAGAGAAGCUAACCCGUCCGCCACCGCUCAUCCGACCGUCGGUGUCGAUGGGCGCGGCGCCGCCCGAGGCCGUCAGCGUGAUGCGGCAGUGCUGGGCCGAGCAGCCCGAGAUGCGACCCGACUUCAACCGCUUAUACGACAUCUUCCGUCACUUGCAUAGGGGAAGAAAAGUGAACAUAGUGGAUUCCAUGUUUGAAAUGUUGGAAAAAUAUAGCAAUAAUUUAGAAGAGUUAAUACGAGAGAGAACGGACCAACUCGACAUGGAGAAAAAGAAAACGGAACAACUCCUGAACCGGAUGCUGCCCAGAUCUGUGGCGGAGCGUCUCAUGCUGGGUCUGCGCGUGGAGCCGGAGGAGUUCGAGGAGGUGUCGAUCUACUUCAGCGACAUCGUGGGGUUCACCGCCAUUGCCGCGCGCUCCUCGCCCGUGCAGGUGGUCGACCUGCUCAACGACCUGUACACCGCCUUCGACGCCACCAUCGAGCAGUACCGCGUCUACAAGGUGGAGACCAUCGGCGACGCGUACAUGGUGGUCGGCGGGCUGCCGCUGCGCUGCGCCGACCACGCCGAGCGCGUCGCCACCAUGGCUCUGCACCUGCUGCACGUGGCCGGCCGCCUGCGCGUGCGCCACCUGCCCGGCGCGCCGCUGCGCCUGCGCGUCGGCCUGCAUACCGGGCCCUGCUGCGCCGGCGUCGUCGGCCUCACCAUGCCGCGCUACUGCCUGUUCGGCGACACCGUCAACACCGCCAGCCGCAUGGAGUCCACAGGCGCCGCGUGGCGCAUCCAGGUGUCCGCCGCCACCGCCGAGCGCCUCGCCGCGGCCGGCGGGUUCCGUCUGCGCCCGCGCGGCCUCACGCAGAUUAAGGGCAAGGGCGCCAUGUACACCUACUGGCUGCUCGGCAAGGACGGCUUCGACAAGACGCUCCCCACGCCGCCGCCGCUCGAGUGA
Messenger RNA from Aricia agestis (brown argus), 2572 nucleotides. Its product is annotated as retinal guanylyl cyclase 2. The transcript is spliced from 8 exons. Gene Ontology annotation, biological process: protein phosphorylation; cGMP biosynthetic process; intracellular signal transduction. The record is from RefSeq and is a predicted model, not a curated record. NCBI's taxonomy places the organism in Eukaryota, Metazoa, Arthropoda, Insecta, Lepidoptera, Lycaenidae. Gene Ontology annotation, molecular function: guanylate cyclase activity; protein kinase activity; peptide receptor activity. The coding region runs from base 77 to 2572 and encodes 831 amino acids.